Messenger RNA from Notolabrus celidotus (New Zealand spotty), 2659 nucleotides. It is a transcript of the gene gpm6aa, whose product is annotated as glycoprotein M6Aa. NCBI's taxonomy places the organism in Eukaryota, Metazoa, Chordata, Actinopteri, Labriformes, Labridae. The record is from RefSeq and is a predicted model, not a curated record. Gene Ontology annotation, biological process: neuron projection development. Gene Ontology annotation, cellular component: plasma membrane; axonal growth cone; neuronal cell body.
AUGCUUGGGUGGAAUCCCAUACCCAUCUCUCAUAGCCACUAUUUACUGUACGCUGGUGUGGCUCUGUUCUGCGGCUGCGGACAUGAGGCGCUGUCUGGUACCGUCACCAUCCUCCAGAACUACUUUGAGGUGGUGCGGAGCCCUGUGGAUGCACUGGACGUCUUUACCAUGAUUGACAUUAUCAAGUAUGUGAUCUACGGUAUCGCUUCGGCUUUCUUCGUCUAUGGCAUCCUGCUGAUGGUGGAGGGCUUCUUCACCAGUGGUGCCAUUAAAGAUCUGUAUGGAGACUUCAAGAUCACCACCUGUGGACGCUGUGUCAGCGCUUGGUUCAUCAUGCUGACAUACAUCUUCAUGCUGGCUUGGCUCGGGGUGACUGCUUUUACCUCCCUCCCAGUCUUCAUCUAUUUUAACAUCUGGAACAUUUGCCAAAAUGCUACCGUGCUGGAGGGGGCCACACUCUGCCUGGACCCGCGCCAGUAUGGUAUUAUUCCAAUUGCUGAGGCAAAGACGGUGUGUGCUGGAUCAGAGAAAUUCUACAAGAUGUGUGAAUCUAAUGAGUUGGACAUGACUUUCCACCUGUUCAUCUGUGCCCUUGCUGGGGCAGGAGCUGCUGUUAUUGCUAUGAUUCACUACUUGAUGGUUCUCUCCGCCAACUGGGCUUACGUGAAGGACGCAUGUCGAAUGCAGAAGUACGAGGACAUCAAGUCGAAGGAGGAGCAGGAGCUUCACGACAUCCACUCCACCCGCUCCAAGGAGCGUCUCAACGCCUACACAUAAAGCCCAGCGUGAGGCCUGGCCCUGCCACUCCGGCCUCUCUCCCUCUCUCUCUCUUCUGUCUUUCUAUCUGUUUCUCUCUACCAUCCCCUCCCGAGGGGGGGCGGAUGGCGCCUAGGGCCCUCGCCACUGCUGAUGUCACUGGUGCGUCAUAUGACAAUGUGGUCUGGGGAGGGGAACGUCACACAAGCCUCCUCAGUCACAAACAGCAUUUCAAAUGAAAAAAAAGCCCCUUACCUCUCUCAUGGAUGGUGUUAUGAUUAUCAUUAUGGCAGUUUUAUUAUUCUUGAUACAAGUUGUUUGAUGCUGAUAGUAGUCUUAGUGUAGUUUGUAGAAUCAGACGUAGCAGUAGUAUUUUAGCUCUUUUUUUUUUACUUUGAUGAUUUUGCUUUGAAUUGUUUCAUUUUCUUAAAUUUCUAUUUGAUGCUAAGUGUCAUUUUGCUCUCAUGCAUAAUUUAUUUUUGCUGAUUUCUGAGGAGGUCGACAGGGGCUUCAAAGGGUUUUCAAGCACAUUUCUCAUGUCGUGUGUCUGGAGAUUUCAUGUUCAAGAACUGUGUACUGUAUGUGAACGGGUGGUUAGUUUUAAAAAUAUUUGAAAUAUCACAAUGCAACCACAAAGCAUCGUAAGCCUUUGUCAUACUAGUAUUCCCAGGGAUUAAAAACACUUUCAGAUGAAAGUUAUCAAUCUGUUUUUUUCUAUUUGAAGCUCUACAAUUGCAACACGAUAAUAAAUACCAAAUGAUUAGCGUAAACAAAUAUUUGCUAGAUGUGCCAAGCCUGUUAAACAGGGAACAAUGACUUUGAUAGAUGUCAAAGACGGGAUUAGUCGAUCAGAGAUAAACUAUGGGUUAUUUUAUGAUAACAUUGCCAAUUUAAUGUAUUUCAGAACUGUGAAGUUUCCAUCCUCUUUGAAUCACAAGCUACAAAGCACAUGCAAACAAGCUUUCAUAACCCCUUUUUUUAAUUUCCUAACUUUUUAAAUACUAUAAUCCUGUUUUAGCAGAACUCUGCAGUGUAUAUACUGAUAUAUCAAAUCAUACCUAUAUGUUAGGCACUGGCAUUUAAAUACGAAGAGAUCACUGUGGGUCAGUCCACCCUGCAUCCAUCAGUCUCAAUCCAUAAGAAACCUUGAUGAUAAACUUGUCGGUGUAAUGGCACUCCUGGGUGGAUUUAUCAGAUGUGAGAAAAGUUUGUGUCACAGUAAUUUUGUUUAUGAUGGUAACUGUAUUGCUAACACAUCCCGAUGCCACGUGACUAAAAAGGUGGCCUGUCAGCUCAUUGCCUGGCAGAAGUUUCUUUUGUCAGUGUUCCUUAAAGCUAGUUUCAUGCACUUAUUUGACCAUUUCUGUGCUCUCUCUAGAUGUAAGCGCAUUGGUGUUCAACUCAAAGUUGGAUAACUGUACUGUUAGUAAAGACUGUGAAUUUAGAUGUUUUUCGUGGCAUGGACAUGCAUUAAUAUAGUCUUAUUGACUCAAAAGUUACUUUAUUUCACUUCUCUCAUUUUUACACUUCUGACCAUCUUGCUGGAUCAACCCUUUGUUUAUAUGUGCAGUACUAAACCUCCCACGCUUAUGGCGUUACGCUACUGAUAAUAGACUGUAGUCUUUGAGUUGUGUCUGUUUAGUUUGUGAUGAGCUUUCAACCAUGUCUUAAAACUAAUACUUGUACCGACAUUGCUUACUCUGUAAUGACCUAAGAAAAAAAUGCUUUCAGCUUUUCCUCGUAUUAGUCUUUUGUACUUUCACUACGAAUGCUUAGUAGCAGGCUUUAAAUUGAAUCUGUUUUGUACAUCCAUGUGCCAACAGCUUGAAGUGGCUUAUUUGACCUGUAUGAUCAAAUUUGCUUGCAUCAAUAAAAUUCACUUGUGUACUUGUUAAUAAAUACA